CUCCUCGAGACACGUUCAAUAGCCAGCAUAUUCCCUCCUCAAUAUGUUGGUCAAGAUUUUAAGACUCUUUUACUUUUUUAGUGCGGUGAUCGUAGUUAUUCCAUUUCAGUCAAUCGGGCAACCGCGACCGAAACGGUAUCACAGCAUAUACGGCAAUGAUGUGAGCGGACGCGAGUUAACAAAUAUAUUUGAGCUAGGUGCCGGAGCCUUCAAAUUUUUACUGCAAGAUCAACGUAAUUUGAAUGAGGAGGUGCCGGACGCGAUUCUGCAAUUCGGAGCCGAGUACGAUUUUAUAAUAAUUGGCGCCGGUACGGCUGGCGCUACGAUAGCUGCAAGAUUAAGUGAGAUUCAUCAGGUUGAGGUGUUAUUGAUCGAAGCUGGAUCUUACGAGAAUUUGCUGAUGGACGUCCCGGUUAUAGCUCACAUGCUGCAACUAAGCAGUGAUGUUAACUGGAUGUAUCGAACAAAAUCAUCCAAGAAAUACUGUCUUGGUAUGAAUGAUAAUAGUUGUAAUUGGCCUAGAGGAAAAGUGAUGGGCGGCAGCAGUGUACUAAACUACAUGAUCGCAACCAGAGGCGGCGCCGAGGAUUACGAUCGAUGGGUUGAGAUAGGGAAUGAAGGCUGGGCUUAUAAGGAUGUCCUGAAAUACUUUAAAAAACUGGAGACAAUCGAUAUGCCAGAACUUCAAUCGGACACUAUUUAUCACGGAACUAAGGGACCGCUGCAUAUCUCUGAGUUGUCAUUUCAUACUCUAUUGGCAAAGGCCUUCUUGAAAGCCGGCAAGGAGCUGGGAUAUCCACUGUUGGACUAUAACGGGAAAAAUAUGAUAGGAUUCUCGUAUUUGCAGGUCACGGCUGAAAAUGGCACUCGUAUGAGCAGCAAUAGAGCUUACCUACAUCCUGCGAGAGAUCGUCGCAAUCUUCACAUAACACGCAAAAGCACGGUGAGAAAAGUACUGAUCGAUCAUCGCACGAAUCGGGCGAUCGGCGUAGAGUUUAUCAAAGAUCGUCAAAUUAUCCAAGUGUUGGCGAGAAAAGAAGUAAUUUUGUGCGCGGGUACCAUCGGGUCACCACAAUUACUGAUGCUGUCCGGCGUUGGACCGGCUAAACAUCUUAGCAAACUCGGCAUAAACGUUGUUCAGGACUUGCCGGUGGGUGAAAAUUUGAUGGAUCACGUAGCUUUCGGCGGGUUAAUGUGGACGGUGAAUGACCCGAUAAGUAUACGAAUGCUCGAAAUGUUAAAUCCCACUCUUCCGUAUUUAGGAGACUUCUUGAAAAGGCGCUCAGGACCAUAUACAGUCCCGGGUGCGUGUGAGGCUCUCGCUUUCAUCGACACAAAAAAUCCAAAGAAACGUGACGGUUUGCCGGACAUAGAACUGCUGUUUAUCGGUGGAGGACUUAAAGGAGAUUUUGUUCUUACAAGUGUACUGGGUCUCAACAAGCAAAUACGUCAGAUGUGGCGGAAAUAUAGCAACAAUCACGGUUGGAUUAUAGUACCGAUAUUGUUGAAACCAAAAAGUCGUGGACGAAUAAGACUGCUAGCCAACGACAUUAAUGUUAAACCCGAGAUUGUUCCGAAUUACUUUGACGAUCCAAAAGAUCUUAAAACGAUGAUUGCUGGCAUUAGAGCUGCAAUAAGUGUCGGUCAGACAGAAAUAAUGCAGAUGUUUGGUUCACAAUUGACGAAUGAUACUUAUCCGGGAUGCGAAAACUACAAAUAUGACUCUGAUGAUUAUUGGGAGUGUGCGAUAAGAACGCUGUCUGUCACCCUCUAUCAUUGUACGGGUACUUGUAAGAUGGCACCAAGAGGAGAUCCAACUGCUGUCGUCGAUCCCAGAUUAAAGGUGAUCGGCGUUGAAGGACUGCGAGUAGCAGACGGUUCUAUCAUGCCCGAGAUUAUAUCGGCGCACACAAACAUACCUAUCCAUAUGAUUGCGGAAAAGUUGGCAGAUAUGGUCAAAGAAGAAUGGGGAUACACUUAAACAAGUAACAAACGUAAUGUAUC
Molecule: messenger RNA, 2004 nt
Organism: Solenopsis invicta (red fire ant)
Lineage: Eukaryota; Metazoa; Arthropoda; Insecta; Hymenoptera; Formicidae
Product: glucose dehydrogenase [FAD, quinone]
Exons: 2
Coding region: 44-1981 (645 amino acids)
Molecular function (GO): flavin adenine dinucleotide binding; oxidoreductase activity, acting on CH-OH group of donors
Source: RefSeq, a predicted model, not a curated record